AUGUUGGAAGGGAAUUCGCCAAAUCCCGAGCGAAUGAACGACAAUUUAAUUAUAUAUAAAGAAACACAAAUGGUUGAUAUCGCCGACGUUUCAACUUAUGAACUUUCAACUUUAAAUAAAAUGUCAAACAAUGAUUCAACACAAUUCCGUAUUGUUAACGAAAGGAGAUUUCACAACUUUCCGAAUUGUAGGUACCCAUUACCUAACGAUAACUCCGAAAUUAAUCGCUUACGAUUGGAACAUCAAUUGUUUCGACAUAUAUGGCAUGGAAACUAUUCCGCACCUAUUACUGACUUACUUCAGAGUAGCGAUUCUAAAGUACUCGACAUUGGGUGCGGGACAGGGAUAUGGAUCGAGGAAAUGUCUGAUGAGUUUCCUUUAGCGCACUUCACGGGUAUAGAUAUUUCGCCUAUAUUCCCUCAAAAUACUUCAGAAAAUUUUUACUUUCAUCUGUGCAAUAUAAUUGAAGGUUUACCCUUCGAAGACAAUUCGUUUGACUAUGUUCAUUGUCGAAAUGGUCUUACGGCAUUUAGUACUUACGAAUGGAAGCAAAAGGUCAUUCCAGAAAUGAUCAGAGUAACUAAACCGUCAGGAUUUAUUGAACAUUGUGAAGUCGAUGGUCAUCACGUAAACGAAGGGCCCAUUAUGAAAGAACUCACGAAUGCCACUAUGGAAUAUCAUGCCUCCCGCGAUGUAGAUGGUAUGAUUGGUGAGAAAUUAGAUGAAAUCCUAUUACAGACUGGGAAUUUAUAUAAUAUUAAUCACCAACAAAAAUAUAGCCCCCUUGGAGGUGGCUGGGGAGGUGAAUAUGGUAGAAUGGCCAUAGAUAACUUAGCUCAGGUAUCUUUAGCCCUUAGAGUUCAAUUAUCUGAAGUUAUGCGUAUCUCACCUACGGAAUUUGACGACGUCGUUAGAAGGAGCGUUAUCGAAGCCGAAUCCAAACGAACGUACUUCAAAACACAUCGAGUUUAUGCACAAAAACUUCCUUUGAAUAUUUAA
Funneliformis geosporum is the source of this 999-nucleotide messenger RNA. The record is from the annotation of a GenBank genome assembly. NCBI's taxonomy places the organism in Eukaryota, Fungi, Glomeromycota, Glomeromycetes, Glomerales, Glomeraceae.